This is a messenger RNA of Telopea speciosissima, 504 nucleotides long. Its product is annotated as putative pentatricopeptide repeat-containing protein At3g05240. Gene Ontology annotation, biological process: RNA modification. The transcript has 3 exons. The record is from RefSeq and is a predicted model, not a curated record. The coding region runs from base 1 to 504 and encodes 167 amino acids. Gene Ontology annotation, molecular function: RNA binding; protein binding. Lineage: Eukaryota; Viridiplantae; Streptophyta; Magnoliopsida; Proteales; Proteaceae.
AUGACUGACAGGGAUUUGUGUUCUCGGAACAUCAUGAUUGCGGGUUAUGCAAAGAUAGGUCAGCUUAAUAAAAAACACCAACUGUUCGAAGAAAUGCCUGAUAGGGAUAAUUGCUCUUGGAGUUCAAUGAUUUCUGGGUAUUCUCGCAAUGACCAGGCCAGGGAAGCUUUGGAGCUGUAUGGACCGAGAUGUUGUUUCAUGGACUACGAUGAUAGGAAGAUACGUUCAAAGUGGGAGGAACAUAGAGGGAGGAUGUUGGGAAACAGAGUGCUUGGUCAUUCUGGCCGAUUUGAGGAAGCUGAAGAGAUUAUUGAUAAUAUGCCAAUGAAGCCUGAUAAGUUCUUAUGGGCAUCAUUACUUGGUGGUUGUAGAAUUCAUGCAAACCUUAGACUGGCAAAACGAGCUGCAGAGGGGAUGGGUGCUAUAGCGCCGCCGAUGAAGUUCGGGGAUGGGUGCUCUAGCGUCAUCGACGAAGUUCUUCCUCCAGUUUGCUGCAACAGGUGA